AUGGAGGUGCGUUGCGGCGGGCUGCUCUUCAGCUCCCGCUUCGACUCUGGCAACCUGGCGCGGGUGGAGCAGGUGGGGCCGCCCGAGGGCCGCGCCGCGCCCGGCGGCUCCGCGCUGCCAGCCGCCGACUACGAGUUCAACGUGUGGACGCGGCCCGACUGCGCGCACACCGAGUACGAGAACGGCAACAGGUCGUGGUUCUACUUCAGCGUGCGCGGCGGCGCGCCCGGGAAGCUGAUCAAGCUGCACAUCCUCAACAUGAACCGGCAGAGCCGGCUGUACGCGCACGGCAUGGCGCCCUUCGUGCGCACCGUGCCCGGGCGGCCCCGCUGGGAGCGCGUCCGCGAGCGGCCCUGCUUCCAGAUGGUGGAGGCCCAGUUUGUGCUGUCCUUUGUGCACCGCUUCCUGGAGCACCGCGGCACCACCACCUACUUUGCCUUCUGCUACCCUUUCUCCUACACGGAGUGCCAGGAGAUGCUGGCGCAGCUGGACAGCCGCUUUGAGGAGUGCCGGCACAUGGCUCCCAGCAGCCCCCUGGACUCAGUCUAUUACCACCGGGAGCUGCUGUGCCACUCCCUGGACAAGCUGCGCGUCGACCUGCUGACCGUCACCUCCUGCCACGGCAUGCAGGAGCAGCGUGAGCCGCGGCUCGACAAGCUCUUCCCAGACACGGCCACGCCACGGCCGCGCUGCUUCACGGGCAAGAGGGUGUUCUUCCUGAGCAGCCGCGUGCACCCUGGUGAGACGCCCUCCAGCUUCGUCUUCAAUGGCUUCCUGCACUUCAUCCUGCGCGAGGAGGACCCCCGUGCCCAGAUGCUGCGUCGCAUGUUCGUCUUUAAGCUCAUUCCCAUGCUGAACCCAGACGGAGUGGUGCGAGGUCACUACCGGACUGACUCGCGUGGUGUCAACCUGAACCGACAGUACCUCAACCCCGAUGCCGAGCUGCACCCCGCCGUGUACGGGGCCAAAGCAGUGCUGCUGUACCACCACGUGCACAGCCGUGUGCUGCCGGGCAGCCCCGACUGGAGGACCUACGUCUCGCCGCUCAGCACCAGUGUGCUCAGCACCAGAUCUUCCAACCAUUCCGUCCCAGAGGCAGCGCUGUCGGAGCUGGAGAAAACCAACAACCUCCGCAACGCUUCCAGCACUUGGAGUCAGGGCCUCGACCCUUCUCAGAAACCCCAGGUGGACCUGAUCCUCCCUGCACGGCGCUGCGAGGAGGAAGCUGGGCAGCCGCUGCCGCUUCCCGAAGCCAUCCUGCCCCAGCACAGCGGGCUGGCUUACUAUGUCGACCUGCACGGGCACGCCUCCAAGCGUGGCUGCUUCAUGUAUGGGAACAGCUUCAGCGAUGAGAACGAUCAGGUGGAGAACAUGCUGUUCCCUAAGCUCAUCUCCUUGAACUCACCUCACUUUGACUUCACGGGCUGCAACUUCUCAGAGAAGAAUAUGUAUGCCAAAGACAAGCGGGACGGGCAGUCCAAGGAGGGCAGUGGGCGUGUGGCCAUCUACAAAGCGCUGGGGAUCAUCCACAGCUACACACUGGAGUGCAAUUACAACACGGGCCGCUCGGUGAACAGCAUCCCUCUGGCCUGCCACGACAACGGGCGCGCCAGCCCCCCGCCGCCACCCUCCUUCCCCUCCAAAUACACCGUGGAGCUGUUUGAGCAGGUCGGUAGGGCGCUGGCCGUGGCUGCACUGGACAUGGCAGAGUGCAACCCGUGGCCGCGCAUCGUGCUGUCGGAGCACAGCUGCCUCAGCAACCUGCGGGCCUGGAUGCUGAAGCACGUGCGUGGCAUGCGGGGCAACGGAGCCUGCGUGCAGAAGAGAGAAGGCCGCAGCCCCCCCAGGAGUGCCGGCGGGCUCCCGACCUCAGCCUCAGAGAGCGCCCUGUCCCGCGUGCGCAGCUUCAGUCACGGCAGCCAGCAGGACUCGCCCCGCGUCAGAGCCUCGCCCAGCUUCCCAGGUGCUGCUGUGGAUGCUCCGGGCCCGCAGAAGGGUGACACGCAACCCCCGGCACCGCUCCGAGGGUUCCUGCCAGCAGGUGCCUGUGUGGAGUCAGCGUUGGGUGCCAGCUACAGACUGCGGGAGGCUCCGCACCGUGGUGGCAGCAAGCCGGGGGCUGUGCACAGCACCGUGAUGCUUCAGGUGUUCCCAAAGAAGCUGAAUGCCAGGAGGGCCCUGGAGCAGCCCGGCCCGGGGGGGCUCACCACCCGCCCCAGCAGGAUCCCAGUGCGGAGGAAGGCGGCAGCAGCCCUGAGCUUUCCUGUGCUCAGCUCCAGCAGCUCUACAGCCCUCCAAGCCCCGACACACAGCUAUGCUGCCCUCUGCACCACGCGGUCUACCCCAGACAGUGCUGUCCCGACUGCCCUGGUACAGGAGGGCAGCAAUGCAGCACCAGCCCCAACCCCACUCCCCGUACCUCCAGCACCCUGCCUGGAGACCCCAGUCUCUGGCAGCAGGGCACCCAGCGUGGAGCAGCUGCUGGGCGAGGGUCUGCGCCCCCAGGUACAGCCCAGGGGGUGGCAGGGGAACGUGGCACAUGCGGGGGCCUCCAUCUCUGGCCUCUCCCCACCCGCUGUCCUGCUUUGCAGUGCCCACCCAGCCUCACCGCCGCCCGCCCCGUGCUGCGCUCCUACCGGCAGCUCUUCUCCUUCUGUGCUGAGGCCUGAGCGUGGCCACAGGCACCGGACCUGCACGUGCCACGGCUGUGUGCCCAACCCAGGAGCCACCGCACGGCGAAGCCGCAGCCGCCAGCAGCGCUGCAUUCGGUGCCAUGCGCGGGGUUGGGGGCCACCCUGCUCAGCCCCGAGGCCCCGAGGCAUUUUUACAUAA
Molecule: messenger RNA, 2832 nt
Organism: Centrocercus urophasianus (Greater sage-grouse)
Lineage: Eukaryota; Metazoa; Chordata; Aves; Galliformes; Phasianidae
Gene: AGBL5
Product: AGBL carboxypeptidase 5
Exons: 13
Coding region: 1-2832 (943 amino acids)
Biological process (GO): protein deglutamylation; proteolysis
Molecular function (GO): metallocarboxypeptidase activity; zinc ion binding
Source: RefSeq, a predicted model, not a curated record